Messenger RNA from Ochlerotatus camptorhynchus, 713 nucleotides. RefSeq lists its product as uncharacterized. Bases 59 to 700 code for a protein of 213 amino acids. The transcript has 2 exons. NCBI's taxonomy places the organism in Eukaryota, Metazoa, Arthropoda, Insecta, Diptera, Culicidae. The record is from RefSeq and is a predicted model, not a curated record.
GUGUGUGCGUGCUUGGCUGCCUUUUUGCGGUUGCUGUUUUAAACUUCCGUCCGAUAUCAUGAAAUCGUUUCUGAUCCUCUUAGCCUGCGCCACUUGCGCCAUGGCCUUCCCGGAACCACCCCGCGGUCGCAUCGUCCAGCCGGCCAAGCAGCUUCAGCUGCCCGAACACGAGUACGGUGCGCCACCAAAGUCGGAGUACGGUCCACCAAAGUCCGAAUACGGACCACCUCCGGCGCCCGAAUAUGGACCCCCAGCCCCAGCCUACGGGCCACCGUCCCACGAGUACGGUCCCCCGCCAGUACAGAAGCUGAUCACCAAGAACGUCUACGUCCACAUUCCCCCAGAGGAGCCUACCGAAAUCAUCAAGAGCACAAUCCUAGAAUCCCCCAUCCCCAAGAAGCACUACAAGAUCAUCUUCAUCAAGGCUCCGGCUCCUCCAGCCCCGAUCCAGCAGCAGAUCCCACCGCAGCCACAGGACGAACACAAGACCCUGGUCUACGUUCUGGUCAAGAAGCCAGAGGAAGCCGCACCACUAGAACUGCCACAGGCUGAACCCACCGAGCCCAGCAAGCCGGAGGUCUACUUCAUCAAGUACAAGGCCAACGAGCACAAGGAACCAGCCAAGAGCUACGGACCACCGGCCAACACCUACGGACCUCCGUCGGCUCCAUCUGGACCGGCUCGCUACCAGCAGUUCUAAGGCCCCAAAUCAA